AUGGCUUUCAGACAGCAGGUCCUGAGUUUGACUGAGGAGGUAAUCUGUCCCAUUUGUCCGGAUUUCUUCACCGAUCCGGUUUCACUGGAGUGUGAACACAACUUCUGCCGCUCCUGUAUCAACCAGAGCUGGGAAAAGCAGGAGAUAAACUCCUGCCCGGAAUGUAGACAGGAGUUUCCGGACAGAUCCCUCAGAGGAAACCGGGCCUUAGCGAAUCUGGCCGAGAAAGCUCGAACAUUAAAUCUGAAUCCACAAGAGAAGGAAAGUAAACAUCACUGUGAGGAACAUCAGGAAGAACUGAAGCUGUUUUGUGAAACUGACAAGAAAUUGGUCUGUGUGAUUUGUAGAGAUUCCCGGGAACACAGGGAGCACCGCUUCAUCCCGGUGCUCAUCAAAGAAGCUGUUGGAAUCUACAAGGAUCGGGUGAAAUCUUCCUGGGAUUCUCUCACAGAUAAAAAAUCAGCAGCUCUAGAAAUGGAGAGGGAGCAGAAACAGAAGAUUUCCCAAAUUCAGGAGGAAUCCAGCAGCCUGCAAACUCACAUCAAAUCUGAGUUCACUAAAAUGCACCAGAUGCUGACUGAGAAAGAGCAGAGUUUACUCCGAGAUCUCAGGAAACAAGAGGAAAACAUUCUCAAACCAAUGGAGCAAAAUCUUUGUGAAAUUCAAAAGAAUUUAAAUUCUCUUCAGCAGAAACUCUCAAAAUUGGAAAAACAAUUGGAACAAACAGACGGAGUGAUAUUUCUGAAGGAGGAAGUAUCUCGGAAGAGAAGGAACAGUGACGACAGUUGUGUACUCUCACUAACAGAUGGUACCAUCUCCACUGAAACAGUCUGCAGCCUCUUCCUUUUUCUUGUAUGGAAAGAAAUGCAGGAAGCCACUCACCCUGGUAAAGCUCAGAUAAGUUCCUCUUUUGGCCUGAUUUAUAUUGUAUAAUUUGUAUUUUUGUUCAUGCAAAUAUCCA
Chiloscyllium plagiosum (whitespotted bambooshark) is the source of this 961-nucleotide messenger RNA. The record is from RefSeq and is a predicted model, not a curated record. NCBI's taxonomy places the organism in Eukaryota, Metazoa, Chordata, Chondrichthyes, Orectolobiformes, Hemiscylliidae.